AUGACCCUAUAUGAUAGGGAUAAUUUGGAGUUCAAUGUGGCCGAGACUACUCCGACAGGUAACUUCUCACUUGGUACUUACAGAGUCUCGUUGAGAGAUCGGACUUGCAAUUGCGGGUACUUUAUUCAGGCACUUCAUUACCCAUGUCGACAUGCAGUAGCUUGCUGUGCAUAUUCCCACCUGAGCUGGGCAACUUAUUUUCAUGAGGUAUAUCGCCUCAGAAUGGAUUUUAAUGUUUACGAGAUGGGAUUCAAUCUACCGAUUCCAGAAGGCUUAUGGCCACCAUAUGAUGGUCCAACCGUCAUCCCUGAUCCCAGUAAGAGGCGUGCAUAUCAGGAUCAUCCAAGGAGCACAAGAAUUCGCACCAAUAUGGAUGAAGCGGAUCCGAAUAGACCAAAGCAGUGUAGGCUAUACAGACAGCGUGGUCAUACUCGGCGGAAUUGUUCACAGGGAGGAGUCACCGGGGGGUCUGGAGCAGUGGGCAGAGUUUAG
Arachis ipaensis is the source of this 492-nucleotide messenger RNA. RefSeq lists its product as uncharacterized. The record is from RefSeq and is a predicted model, not a curated record. NCBI's taxonomy places the organism in Eukaryota, Viridiplantae, Streptophyta, Magnoliopsida, Fabales, Fabaceae. Gene Ontology annotation, molecular function: zinc ion binding.